ACACACACACACACACACACACACACACACACAGCGGGAGAGAAGAGCGACCGCAGAUCAUCUCUUUGUUUUUACACUCUCAGUCCCUGAUCUCCACAGACCUCAGAUCAGGCUAGAGCUGAAAUGUCGCCGAUUCCCGCCAUUUGACAGGAGUUUUGCUCGUGCUGCUCACAUUGAUCGCUGUACGCUGUAUUUUUAUCUGUAUGCCCUGUGGUAAUAUCGCCGCGCGCUGUAUGGUGCGUCUGCCAUCUGGACUAUCACCGCUAGCUCGCUAGCAUCACGCUAGCAAAAAAUUAAAAAAUAUAAGUGACUGAGGAGGAAUAAAAUCCCGUUUCCAUGGACAACACGUCCAUUAUUACCCAGGUAGCAAAUCCAAAGGAUGAAGAGAUCCUUUCUUCUUGCCAAGAAAAAGUCUCCCAGUCAAACAACAGUUUAAAGAAACACAGGAACAGAAGCAUCUUCAGUCCUUUCUUCUGCUGUUUCCGGGACUAUAAUGUGGAACCACCAGCCACCAACAACAAGACCUGCUCCCUUCCUCCACCUGCAGAGGAGAACAGCAGCCCUCCAAAGUGUGAUCAGGUCCAGACCUUCCCUAUUCCCAGUCCUCCAACCAAAUACCUCCUGCCUGAGGCCAGCAUCAAUGACUACGGCAAGAACUGUGUGGUGAUCGACCUAGAUGAGACCCUCGUGCACAGCUCCUUCAAGCCCAUCAGCAACGCAGACUUCAUCGUUCCUGUGGAGAUAGAUGGAACGGUUCAUCAGGUCUACGUGUUGAAGAGGCCACAUGUGGAUGAGUUUCUGCAGAAGAUGGGUGAACUGUUCGAAUGUGUUCUCUUCACAGCCAGCUUAGCAAAGUAUGCUGACCCUGUAGCAGACCUGUUGGACCAGUGGGGCGUGUUCAGGGCACGGCUUUUCAGGGAAUCCUGCGUGUUCCACCGGGGCAACUACGUCAAAGACCUCAGCCGACUGGGCCGGGAGCUCAACAAAGUCAUCAUAGUGGACAACUCGCCUGCCUCUUACAUCUUCCAUCCAGAAAAUGCUGUGCCGGUUCAGUCGUGGUUCGACGACAUGAGUGACACAGAGCUGCUGGAUUUACUGCCACUGUUUGAAGGUCUGAGCCGAGAGACGGAGAUAUACAGCGUGUUACAGAGCCUGAGGUCCAGGUAGCAUACGGAUCCAGCAUCACACAAAUGUAAAACACCCUCUUCUCAGGCCAAAUCAUCUCUGGCCUCUAGAGGACAGCAGUCAUCCAGCAAAUCAGUAAAGAGAUCUGUCCGAAACACACACCAGAGAUGAGACCACUCCCUCUGAUGUCUGCUCUCAAUGGACCAAUCAUAAUCCUUGGCUGGCAAAUAGAUACAGUACACUCUUUUAUAUUAAAAAAGCAGAGUUUAUUAUCCUUGAUAUACAGUUUAUUUACCAGGAAAAACAACACGCUGUUUCUGGAUGGGUGAAAGGAACUUUUGAACUCUGUUCAGGCUAUGCAGGCAGUCUCUCCGCAGCAUUGGUAGUACUACUAACAACUGUGACUUUUUCCUCCUACCAAAUGAAGUGCCUUGACUGUUGUUUUUAUGAGGACACAAAUGCGUUUUUUUUUGUAUGCUGCAUAUUUGCAAUGAGUUGAAACCUUUAAACAGACACUUACUGUAAGACCAAGGCAAAAUGUGAGUCGAAAUUCCCGAAGACGUUUCAGCUGUGUCUUGAAUGGACUGAAUUCUAGUGUGUAAUGGCAAAAUACGAUGCCGUUAUUUUCAUCUUCGGCCUUUGAAAAUAUAGCAUACAUGUAUAAGCGUUGUGUGGGUUGCAUCUAUUACCCAGUUGUGAUUUGAAGAAAAGGCUAAUGUUACUCAACAAUCCAAUACGUCAGGAACUGAAAUAAAAGAUGCAAUCAAUAUCAAGAA
Messenger RNA from Misgurnus anguillicaudatus (oriental weatherfish), 1901 nucleotides. The record is from RefSeq and is a predicted model, not a curated record. Lineage: Eukaryota; Metazoa; Chordata; Actinopteri; Cypriniformes; Cobitidae.